This is a messenger RNA of Ectocarpus sp. CCAP 1310/34, 1479 nucleotides long. The record is from the annotation of a GenBank genome assembly. NCBI's taxonomy places the organism in Eukaryota, Phaeophyceae, Ectocarpales, Ectocarpaceae.
AUGCCCUCCACGCACCUCAAACGACAAUCCCUCAUGUUUCCUUCUUCUCAGACUGGUCAGCCCAUGGAGCAGCUGUCGCUGGUGCCCAACCUGAAUCUACGGCGGCUGAUCAAGGACCUCCUAGCGGAAGGGGGAGAGGGUCUCUACGUGUACCGGGUGGAAAGCGAUGAAGAAGGCGAUGGCCCUGGGGGGAGCAGCCGAGCGCAAGGAGGAGGAGGGAGGCGGGAGAGGGGUAGGGAGAAGGAGGGCGACCGGGAGUACCGCUUCGCGCUCGUGACGGAGCAGAUUCUCGUUCUCAAGUGCUUGGGCCCUACGGACUCGGACUGGAACGACAAGUCCUUUCGCGUAACCGAGCGCGGCUGUGUCGGUGGACGCAAGCAGCCGGCCAUGCUCGAUGGGGCGGACUUCAUGCAGUUCUCGGAUGCCACCGUCAGCAGGCGCCACUUCGGCAUCAUCUUCGACAAAGAGGAAAAGCAGUUCUCGCUGUGCGACUUCGGGAGUGCAGGCGGGACGUUCGUUCGCCUUGCGUCAGGCGUGCCCACUCCGCUUUAUCCCAGCAUGAUGAUUAUGCUCGGGAAGCACCAGCUGGAGAUUACAAACGCGUGCCCUGAGGACGUUGAUGUAAAGGCGGUCGAUGCCGAUGGUGCGUCCAUCGCAGCGGAAGACAAGGGCGGCGACAACGCAUCGCGUUCGAGACCGUCGAGACCAGGCGACAUUGCUUCGGCGGCGGCGCGUAGCAGGGGCACAGCGGCCGCCGCCGCCGCCGCCGCCGCCGCCGGCGUGGCCGGGACCGCGGCGGGCGUCAAAGAAGGCGCCACGACCGACCAGGAGGAAAGCGGUGGCAGGGGCGGGCAGCGAGAGCGGGCGCGCCCCACAAGCGCGCAGUCGGCCAAGUCGUCGUCGUCGAAGGUGGAGGAGGAGCUGUCGGUGCUUCGGAUCGGGGGGACGGGAACGGGGGCGGAAGGAGUCUCGUCUGCGGGGGAUGGCCCCGCUGGCGGGUUGCUCCUGGACAGCAUGGAGCACAGGGUAAGGCAGGAUAGCAGCCGGUCGCCGCUGCCGCACGAAAACGCCGCUGGCGGGGAGGACGAUGCGAGCGUUUUGGACACCCCCCUGCAGGAUAAGGUGCUGCUGUUCUGCGGGUCGGGAAGCCGUUUCUUCGUGGGUAGAGAAGGGGCCACCCUCGGGCGGCGGCAGACCAACACCAUCGCCUUCUCCCACGAGUCUGGCGGGACCGUGAUGGGGAUAGACGCCUCCAUAUCGGGGGAGCACGCGAGGAUCGUGUACGACGAGGAAGGCGACUUCUUGCACAUCAUGGACGGCACCCCUACCAAGCCGUCUACGAACGGGACCUGGUUCCGGCUGAGCGGGAUGCACACGGAGAGCAGGCCGUAUCCCCUGUCCAACGGCGCCGAGAUCCUGAUCGGGACGGUGAGGAUCGGGGAAGGGGGGAACCGACAGCGUGAACCUCUAAAAUGGUAG